Molecule: messenger RNA, 4421 nt
Organism: Clupea harengus (Atlantic herring)
Lineage: Eukaryota; Metazoa; Chordata; Actinopteri; Clupeiformes; Clupeidae
Gene: sgce
Product: sarcoglycan, epsilon
Cellular component (GO): membrane; sarcoglycan complex
Molecular function (GO): calcium ion binding
Source: RefSeq, a predicted model, not a curated record
ACUAACCAUUUUAAUAUAUCUAGGCGUUGCCCCGUAGGCCUAUCCUAUGCUCUGCCAGGAAUAUGACGCUAAAAAAUCGUAUAUUCCUGUAGGAAUCCUGCAGCCCUGUGCACAUCAGCAUCUGCGCCAGAUGUUCCACUACUGCUUCCAGCCAACCAGAGCGCGUCCUGCACACAUUGCACUGGGAAGAGGGGGUGGAUGGAAUUCUCAAGGAGGAUGUGUAUCGUUGUCAAAAUAAUAGUGGUCCUCAACGAAUAGAUUGCAGUGUAAAUAUUUCCUGAGCUCAAUAAACAAUGGACACCGUUGGCGUUGUCGUAUGGCUUUGUGUUGCUUGCAUGGUACAGUCGUCUGAUGUCAAACAUGGCGUUAUGUCGCGGGGAAAAAGCCAAAUACAGCCUUUACUCGAGUAUAAGCAGAGGUCUCCUUUGCAGACCGAUGUGGUCACUAUCCUGUCCAGAUCACAUGGAGACCGCAAUGUCUACCCCUCUGCCGGAGUACUGUUUGUGCACGUACUAGAGAGAGAGUACUUCAAAGGCGAGUUUGCCCCCUACAUGAAAGCUGUGCACACAGGUGACUCCAGUAACGACCCCAUCACGUUUAACACCAACUUGAGGGGCUACCCUGACAGGCCGGGGUGGCUGCGCUACAUCCAGAGAACCCCCCACAGCGACGGAGUGCUCUACGGCUCCCCGACGGCUGAGUACGUCGGCAGGCCCACCGUCAUUGAGAUUACAGCCUACAACAGACGCACUUUCGAAACAGCCAGAAACAACUUGGUCAUAAACAUCAUGGGUAACGAAGAGUUCCCGUUGCCCUUCCAGGCCGAGUUCUACAUCAAGAACAUGAACGUGGAGGAGAUGCUGGCCAGCGAGGUGCUCGGCGACUUCCUGGGCGCCGUGAAGAACGUGUGGCAGCCGGACCGACUCAACGCCAUCAACAUCACCUCGGCGCUGGACCGCGGCGGCCGCGUGCCGCUUCCCAUCAAUGACCUCAAGGAGGGUGUGUAUGUGAUGGUGGGGGCUGACGUGCCGUUCUCGUCGUGCCUGCGUGAGGUGGAGACGCCCCAGAACCAGCUGCGCUGCAGUCAGGAGAUGGAGCCGUCCAUCAGCUGCGACAAGAAGUUCCGCGCCCAGUUUGACAUCGACUGGUGCAAAAUCAAUCUGGUGGACAUCACCAAGGUGGUGACGGUGUAUCGGGAGCGGCCCAACCCUGGGCCAGGCGUGCUGCCGGACAUGUGGGGGUACGACCCCCCCUCUGAGGCCAUGGAGAGCAGGGACUACUUCUCGGACUUCGUGGUGACGCUGGCCGUGCCGUCGGCCGUGGCCAUGGUGCUCUUCGCUGUCCUCGGCUACGCCAUGUGCUGCCGCCGCGAGGGGGUGGAAAAAAGAAACAUGCAAACACCAGAUGUCCAGCUGGUGCACCACAGCUCCAUCCAGAAGUCCACUAAGGAGCUGAGGAGCAUGUCCAAGAACCGCGAGAUCUCCUGGCCUCUGUCCACGCUGCCCGUCUUCCACCCGGUGAGCGGGGAGGUGGUGCCGCCGCUGCACCCGGACAACUACGAGACCACCAGCAUGCCCCUCAUGCAGACACAGACGAAUUUACAAAAUCAAGUCCAAAUACCGCAACAGCAACCUCCAGGAGAAAAUUAUUGUAUGUCGACGUUUCGAAGGCUGGAGGUAAAUGGUAUUCCUGAAGAAAGAAAGGUUGCAGAAGCGCUGAACUUGUGAUUUGGAAUUCCACAUUUUGCCUUUCUAUCUUUUAUGUUCAUUUUGUUUCAUUAUAUUCUCUCAAGCAAUGCUGGUAUGCAUGCAUUGUAAUGGCCUGUUUCCAUGCUUUUCCAGGAGGGCCCAAUAUGGAGUCAAGUUGUAAAUACUAAAUGAACUUCAAGACAAUUCACAAUAGCUAUAUUCCAGAGAGGGGGUAUUUUUUAUAUAUGUAUAUUUUCCUAUUGAAGUUCAGUAGGCAUAAUUUGCUUUGUGAUUAUUCUAAAAAUGUCUCUACACAUCAUGCUUGCGUUGUUUUUCACUGGACCCUAGCAUUACGGAAGUGUGAUAAGCAGGAAGUGCCUCUGUUGUCUUUUGAAACAUAAAAACAAAGCAGACAGUAUCCAACAAAACAAAACAAAUCAAAUGUUCUGUCGAUGCUAAUGUUUUCACCCCACUUAUUAAAUGUUUUUUGAUGAAGCAGGGGUGUGUUUCCAUGUUCUCUGUCCAGGCCUUCUAAUCUAUUAGAGUUACAAACUAAGAGUCUGGUAUCAGGACAUUAGGUACAUGAAGCAUGUACGUGUGAACUUGUGUUGGCCCUGUCUGAAACUACUAUAACGAAAAAAUCUCAAGGUGGCUUGUUUCCCAAUGGUGGCUUGUCAGUGAUGAGUUCCAUCUUUAUAUCCUCUCCUGUGAAGAUGAUGUUCUAGUCAUUAGCUACACGUACGCAGUGGCAAUCAACAUUUGGUGGUAUUGACUGAUUUGAUUGGUGUGAUGAAAUGUAUUUAGAAUACUGGCAUUUUGGGUGCCAGUGGCCCCUUUUCUACAUUAACGUCUGCAUUUGCUAGUGUAGUGAUAAUCUGCAGUGAAUACAUAUGAGCACAUACAAUGCAAGUGCCUCAUUACAACAGCUGUGUUGAAAUGUCACUUUGUAGUAGUGUGUCUAUUUUUUGCUGUCAUACACUGAAACUGAGUCUAGUGAACGGUGGAUUGUAACUUGCAGUCCUUUAAAGCGCCUGCAGAUGGCGAUAAAUACUUGCAUGUACUUGGCCUUGGUAUUACAUGGACACUUUUCCUGCAGCAAAAGGGUGAGAUGUGGAUGAAUGCCAUUUAUUUUUAGUAUCACUUAAUUUGACAUCAUCUUGGAAUACUUCCAUAUUAAAGCUGGACACAAAAAGCUGUUAAAGCUGUUAAAAAUAACAACAACGUACAGGAAGAGAUUGAAAAUACCAUUAAAACAUGAAUAAUGUUGAAAACUGAAGGUAAAAUAAGUGAGAGAAGGCCUAAACACCUUACAAUGACCAGUUUAAAAAACUAAGCCUAAAUUAAACCAAAUGAGGACCCUCACAACAAUAAUGUUAACUGAACAUCACCGUACUAAAUUUAGGACUACAGCCCACAUUUUGGUUUUUAAUUUGAUAAUAUUUUUUAUGCAGACUUUAAUGAGGAUUAAUCUACCAGAUUAGGUCAAUCUGUAUCUGUAGGAAUAUUCUAUACACAUUAUGUCAGGGACACUCUUUUUUCUUUUCUGUUACAGAAACAGUCUUUACUCUUUAUUGUAAAAUCAAGUAAGUACCCUAAAACAUAAAAUAUUAAAAUAAAGUAUUUGUAAAAAAUCUUUCAAUAAUUUACUCUCAUCUCGCCUGCCCCAUUUCAAGUUGUGCAGUGACAUCUCAAAGGAAUCACCUUAUCUAUAAGAAGAUAAUUUAUACAAUGAAACAGCCCUUGGGGGACUGUCCAUAAAUAUCAUGGUGGAUACCUCUUCCGGGUUUCUGAAGCUGCAUCAGAAUACGUCACAUCAUUGCCUCUCUAGUGUUUAAUCUCGAUGGCUAAAGGUCAUAUUUGAGACGAGAAACGGAAGCAAGUACGGUGGACCGAAGAAGACCCCAGAGAUUGAACAGUGUUGUCAUUUUAAGAGAUUCCCUCUGAUGAUUCAGCAGGCGCUUGCAGUGGCAGAUGACAUUCUCUCAAGUCUGAACGCAGUCAUUGAGGUCACUGCUUAUGCUAACGUGUCACAGACUGAAAGCGAAGGAUAGCGGGGAUGCUAACGGUUGGCAGCCCAACUGAGGUAUGUAUUUGGCUAACAGUCGAUUCAGGGUCAAGUUUUAAAGACUUGGUUACAGCAGCUGAAAAGUUCCAGGCGUUGCUUCAUUUAAGAAUACUGCAUGACUGCUUUAUUAUGUCAACAUAAUCAGACUUAAACCGAGAUUAAAAAUCUUUAUUUGUACUCUUUUUGAUGUUGGCUAGCUAGCUAGGUGAAGUGUUGAAGAAGUAGUAGGACUCAAAAGAUAGGAUCACUGUUUCCAUUUGUGGAGGUAAAAAGAAAAAUAUUGUGACUCAAUUCACUUCUUUGUUACCACUCUAAAUUUGAUAAGCUGGUAUGGUCUGGGGUAGUCAACACAGUAAGCUUGCUGUGGUGUCAACAUCAAGUUGCACAGAGGUGUAAAUUGAGCAACGUUAUGUACGUUGAUGCAACAUUUUGUUGCUUUUUCGAUGGUUUGUAUAUUACCUGAAACUUUGACGUACCAGCCAGUGUCCUUUUGAUGAAAGGCAUUGCUCUAAAACAGGAUGUGUUGCACAUAACUUAGCUUGAGAAUACCAGUAAAUGUGCUUCCGUUGUUCACCACCAGUCUUUGUGUGUGUGUGUAAAUGGUAAUGAGAAAUAUAGACAAUAAAAGGAUAAUGCAUUUUCUGUAUCCUUGAAGACCAAGUUUAAAA